UUGUACAUAUGGGUCCUUUUCCUCUUUCUGUGAUGUUUUUGGUGGGGGAGGGCAGGGUUUGUAAAGGCAUGGAGAUACUGAAUUUGGGGACCAGCUAGUAGGCUAGUUGAGCUGGAACAUAAUGAAUAGAAAGCAGAAUAAUGUGAAUUAAGUCUGGAGAGAUAAAUGAGGUAGUUUGUAGAGUAAUGCUAGGCUGAGUAUUUUAGGGGUAACAGGGAAGCAUUCAAAAAAGUGACGGCUAAACUUUUGGAAUUUUAAUUUGGAAGCUUUGUGAAAAAUGGACAGAAGACUAGAAGGGACUAGAAACUGGGAAGUCCAAUUAGGAGGCUAUCACAAUAGUCCAAAUGAGAGGCAAAAAAUGCCUAGGUUAGGGUAGCAAGUCUGUAAGUGGAGAAAAGGGGACAGAAAUAAGAGAUGUUGAGCAGGUAGUAUCAUAUCUGGAUAUGGAAGCUGGGGCAAGGAAGAGUGUUGAAGGGUUAAGGCUGACUCUGAGGUUGAGAAUUAAAGAGAGGUCUUCAAGCAAUGUCUGAGUGACCACUUGUCAGGCUUGUAGAUUUAUCGGAUUUAUGUUCACAUGGGUAGGAAUAGAUGACCUCUAGAGUUCUUUCCAAUGCUGAGAUUCUUUGAUUGGAUUUAGGUGAUCAGAAGGUAAUGGUGGUGCCUCUGUAGAAAUGGGUAAAUUUGGAGGAGGGGUGGAUUUAGGGGAUAGGAUACUGAUUCCAGUUUUGGACAGUGAGUUUGAGUUACCAAUGAAACCUCCAGGUUGGUUGUUGUUAUGGGACUGGAGUAUGAGAGUGAUUAGUAAUGGAGGUAUUAGGGUCUGGUAGCCAUCUUCAUAAAGAUAACUGAGCCUGUGGGAGCUGAUUACUAAGGGAGAAUGCAGCAGAAGAUCAGACAGUGCCUUAGGACAUACCCAUUCACUUUCGUUUUGACCCUCAGAGCUACCUGCACUAGGUCUAAAUAGCAAAGAGAUUAAAGAAAGAAGAAAGUGACUCAUAGGUACAAAAAUGUUUACUGGAGAUGGAUGAUAAUCCAGCAAAGGAGACUGAGAGGAAAUAUUCAAGCAGGAUGAGGGCGAAGAAAGAGAAAUGUUCCAGAAGCCAAGGGAAGAGAAUAUCCAGGAGUGGAUAGUCUACAAUGCCAAAAUCAACAGGCCUCAGCAGCUUGACGAUGACUUCUCUCAGUGAAGCAAACUCCAAAUUUGGCUUUAGGCUCUUCAGAGAAUUGAAGCAAAAUGCAGAGGAUAACCUGAUCAUGUCCCCUCUGAGCGUCUCUGCAGUAAUGGCCAUGGUCUUAUAUGGAGCCAGAGAGAAAACUGCAUUUCAGAUGCAGAAGGUGCUUCACUUAGAUGAAGUUACAGAAGGUAGCAAGCCAAGUGUUGGAGACAGUCGUGGUAAAUCAUCAGAGGCUGUGUGUGGCAAACCCGGAGAGAUCCAUUCCCAGUUUCAUGCCCUCUUGGAAGAAAUCAACAGACCUAAUGAUGACUAUUCACUGUCCAUUGCUAACAGACUCUAUGGAAGCCAGACAUUUCAGUUCCUGCAGCCCUACUUAGAUGCUGUAAAGAAUAUUUACCAAGCAGGGCUGGAAGCAAUGGACUUCUUGCAUGCUUCAGAAGAAAGUCGAGGGAAGAUUAAUUCAUGGGUUGAGAAUCAAACAAAUGGAAAAAUCAAGGAGCUGUUUUCAGCAGGUACUAUUGACCCAGCUACUGUCCUGGUACUGGCAAAUGCCAUUUAUUUCAAAGGACAGUGGGCCAUGAAGUUUAAGGAAGAAAACACUCAAGAAACAAAUUUCAGGACAAACAAGGACACAAACAGGCCUGUGCAGAUGAUGAAACAGACGGGCUUCUUUAAUAUGGGAUACAUGGAGGAAUCUCAGGGGAAGAUUCUUGAAUUACCAUAUACAAACAAACAUCUGAGUAUGUUCGUGCUGCUGCCUACUGAUGCCGAUGGCUUAGAGAAGUUGGAACAAGAUCUCACCUUUGAGAAAUUAUUAGAGUUGAUGAAUCCUGAGAAUAUGGCCCUAAAAGAAGUUAAUGUGUGUUUUCCACGGUUUCGAGUAGAAGAGACUUACUCUCUGAGGCCCACAUUGGAAGCUAUGGGGAUGACAGAUAUAUUUGAUACACAAAGUGCUGACUUUUCAGGAAUGACAACCCAUAGGGGCUUGGCUGUGUCCAAAAUCAUCCAUAAAGCCUAUGUGGAGGUGAAUGAGGAGGGCACUGAAGCAGCAGCUGCCACUGGUAUAGUGAUUGGAUAUAACUCUUCUAGAAAGGAAGAAUUUAAUUGUGACCACCCAUUUCUCUUCCUCAUUCGACACAACAAAAGCAAUAGUAUUCUCUUCUAUGGAAGAGUUGCUGCCCCUUAAUAAAGGGCUGUUGGGGACUGAGAAAAAAUAUAAACUCUCUGAGGGCAGGAACUGUUUCACUUUGGUCUUUGUAUCCCCAUAGAUCCUGUCAUAUAAAAGGCACUUAACAAAUAAAUAUUUGUUGAAUUUAAUCAUGCCAAAUGAGUACUGGUUGAAAUAACUGGCAUCUUUUUCUUUUAAAUUCCAUUCUUAUUUUGAGUUCCAAAUCUUCCCUCUCUAUAUUUUUCCCCUCCGAUGGAGAGGACAA
Molecule: messenger RNA, 2608 nt
Organism: Dromiciops gliroides (monito del monte)
Lineage: Eukaryota; Metazoa; Chordata; Mammalia; Microbiotheria; Microbiotheriidae
Product: serpin B4-like
Exons: 8
Coding region: 1138-2361 (407 amino acids)
Biological process (GO): negative regulation of endopeptidase activity
Molecular function (GO): serine-type endopeptidase inhibitor activity
Source: RefSeq, a predicted model, not a curated record